Messenger RNA from Panicum hallii, 1498 nucleotides. Its product is annotated as expansin-B3-like. Gene Ontology annotation, cellular component: extracellular region. The transcript is spliced from 5 exons. Gene Ontology annotation, biological process: sexual reproduction. The record is from RefSeq and is a predicted model, not a curated record. NCBI's taxonomy places the organism in Eukaryota, Viridiplantae, Streptophyta, Magnoliopsida, Poales, Poaceae. The coding region runs from base 303 to 1280 and encodes 325 amino acids.
GGCGGUGGUGGGUGGCUGGUUCGCAGGCGGCGUCCUCGGCCUGUCUCCUGGCGCACUGCCGCACUGGAGUGGAGCAGGAGCUGAGGAGCGGCAGGCAAGCAGCCAACGCCCAGCAGCGAGCCUGCAGGCAAGCAGCAAGAACCAUGUGACCCCCCACCAAAAAGACAUCAGGUGCUCUGAGUUUGCUCCAGAGCCAUGUGAACCCCCACCAAAGGAUUUCCUGCAAUGUGCUUCUCGCUGACCAUCGAAACAGAGAGCUUCAUGUCUGCCUAGUACUAGCAACUAAAGAGCUCGCUAGUAAGAUGGCAUCCAUGAUUGCCUCGUCCAAGGUGGUUACACUUGGUGCACUGAUCUUCCUCCUCCUUGUCUCGUAUGGCUCAUGCACUAGGAUCGUCAACUUCAAUGCCUCCCACAUCACCGCGGACCCCUACUGGGUGGCUGCCAGGGCCACUUGGUAUGGUGCGCCAACCGGCGCUGGCCCCUACGACAAUGGUGGGGCUUGCGGGUUCAAGAACGUGAACCUGCCUCCUUUCUCGGCCAUGACGUCGUGCGGUAACCAGCCCCUAUUCAAGGAUGGCAAGGGCUGCGGCUCGUGCUACCAGAUAAGAUGCCUCAACCACCCUGCGUGCUCCGGCAACCCGGAGACGGUGGCGAUCACGGAUAUGAACUACUACCCAGUCGCCAAGUACCACUUUGACCUCAGCGGCACGGCGUUUGGGGCCUUGGCACAGCCCGGCCGCAACGACGAGCUCCGCCACGCCGGCAUCAUCGACAUCCAGUUCAAGAGGGUGCCCUGCAUCUACCCCGGGCUGACAGUAACCUUCCACAUCGAGCACGGCUCAAACCCCGUCUACUUCGCAGUGCUUGUUGAGUUUGAAGAUGGAGACGGCGAUGUGGUCCAGGUGGACCUCAUGGAGGCCAACUCCGGGUGGUGGACGCCGAUGCGGGAGUCAUGGGGAUCCAUCUGGAGGCUGGACUCCAACCACCGGCUCAGAGCGCCCUUCUCGCUGCGCAUCACCAACGAGUCCGGCCAGAAGCUGGUGGCGUACCAGGUCAUCCCGGCCAAUUGGGCGCCCAACACUUACUACCGCUCCAACAUCCAGUACCAGGCUAUGAGCUCUGGUGCUGGACUGGAUAUGAGCUCUGGUGCUGGACUGGAUAUAAGCUCUACUGCUGGGCUGGUUAUUAGCUCUGCUGCUGGGCUGGACACGAAAAUUCUCGGGAUCAGUGGCUUGAUUUGUUUGGUAUUGUUUAGUUUGCAUGGGAUUGAGGUGCCUUAGUUGAUUAGCAGGUGACAGUGACAUGUCGGGUGCCCUAUGUUGUAGGUGGUGUUGUGUGUCUUGAGAGAUUUGACGACUGGAAGGUAAUCCUGUCCCGGAGAGAGUUGGAGGCGCGCCCCGACACGUCCGACCUGCCGGAGGCAUUGUCGGUUGAGAGCUUCAUCUUUCCGAAAAAAAUUGAACCCAAAUAAUUUUCCUAUAAAUUUCUUUGAUUACUC